AAAAGGAAAGAAAAAAAAAUUGAAAAUAUUUUAUUCGUCUUCCUUUUUGUAAUUAAAACGGAGAGCAAGGAAAGAAAGGAGGAGGCGUUUGUGUGGUGACCACCACUCUUUAUUACCAAGUCCACAACCACCAUAGGUUUCUUUCUUCCUCAUCACAUCAGCCACUUCCAUUCCUAUAAAAUCCAAUCCCUCCGCCGCGCCUCGUCCCUCUUCUCUCUCCACCACCUUCCUCUGCUCGUCGCGGUGGCGUCCUUCUUCCCGUAAGGUCUUCUCUUCUCCCCGGAGGAUUCCAACAGGCGGUCUACUGUUGAUUUAUUCAACAAAUUUCGAAGAUGAGUCAAUUUUAUCUUCAGCAGAACGUCGUUGCCUCUUGUGAUGAAGCAAGGGGUAUGGUAUCGAUGUCUGAUCUCAGGGGUCCUGUUGUCUGCCCCAAGCCUCGCCGAGUUGGAAUCCUGGCUAACAAUCCUGUCCGCCCUUUAAGGUGGCAACUGUGUUCUGUUAAUGUCAGUCAUCAGGCGGAUGGGAGCGAUAUAAGUGCCGGGUCAGAGCUUUUGGACAUUAUCCUUAAGAAGGAGGAUUAUGGAGCUGAGAAAUCCGCCGCUCAGGUGGCUUCAUCACCUCCAUAUUUUUGUGGGUCUCCUCCGGCAAGGGCUGCGAAUCCUUUGAUUCGGGAUGCUCAAUUUAGGGAUGAUAAGGUUUUCCAAAACCAACCUUCUCCUUCAUCAAUGCUGUCUCCAUCAGCGGCAUCAGCACGCAAAGGAGGAGGUUGUGUGAGAAUGAACUUUGGGUUUAAGCCAGCUGCAGUUAGAGUAGAAGGUUUUGAUUGCCUCAACAGGGAUCGCCAGAAUUCAAGCAUCCCUGCUAUGGCCUAGAAGUCACAUAAACAGGAGGGGAAAAAAAUCGCCAAGUGUACAUAGAGAGAGGGAGAGGGAUCUACCAAAAAAAAAAAGCCCAUCAGUCUCGAAGGAAACCUAAGAAGACUUAUAAUUAACAAGAAGAGGGAAGAGUUUGUACCUUUUUGGGAGAAGAAGAGUCGAAGUGCUGGAAGGGGGAAGAUUAGUAAUGGUUCCUUGUGUAUAUAUGAUGUCUGUGUUUUUGUUCUUUCACCAGGUGAUCAUCUUUCAUCUUGGGCUGAUGAUAUCUGUUUUGUAAAGUAGAGAGAGUUGGAUUUUGAAGAAGAACAAAGAAGGGCAGGAAGGCCCUAGGAGAAGGGUGCAGAAGCCCUUUUAAUUGGGUGCUCUAGAUAGCUCUGUUGUAAUAUAAGAGAAGGAAUGCAGAAAGAAGGGAAGAAAGACACGCUUAGAUUCGUGGGACUGUGUCUAUUAUUUAACAGUAUCGUUUUUGGUGAUCACCAUUGGAGAUGCUAUUCUUAAUUCUGUAUAGGGAAGGAGAAAAAUCCUUUGGUGCUGGUGAUUGAAUUUUGGUCAGUGUGACUGCAACAAACCCCCCCUUGUAAAUGUAUUUUGGGUUUUAAUUUGGGAUAUGGCUUGGUCAAAGUAUAAUUUAUUAUGCUUCAUUCUUAUUGAUUGGCUUUCAUUUUCAAUACGUCGGGUGUUUUCUUGGACAUGCAGCCGAAGAAUAUGAUGAACAGGUCAAGUAUGGCGGAUGGGGA
This is a messenger RNA of Linum tenue, 1612 nucleotides long. The record is from the annotation of a GenBank genome assembly. NCBI's taxonomy places the organism in Eukaryota, Viridiplantae, Streptophyta, Magnoliopsida, Malpighiales, Linaceae.